AUGAAUCCGGCACAAAUCGAGGAGGCUGGUUCAAUACUUCAGGAAACUGCAGUAGACUGGAGAGAACUCGUAGCCGGUAGUGAAGGAUUCCUCACAGGCAAGCAAUGGCGAGGUCUCUACCGGCAAGAGGUGGUAUGGGGAGAAAUGGUUAGCUUUCUGUCCAAGCAUAUUCAUGUACGACUGCUAAUCCAGAACCUGGAUGCGUGUCACGUCAACAAUGUCAUGUACAACCGGUAUGCGGAAUCGGCUAGAGUCAACUGGACGCUGAACUUUGCGGCGAGCGAUCCACAGCAUAAAGCGGAGUGGAUGGAACUCAUGACACCGAAGAGCGUUGGCUUAAUUUUGAGAAGCAUCAAGACAGACUACAAGUUUCCCAUGAAAUGGCCUGACAGGUACGACCGCCACUAUGAGCUACAACACGCAAUGUCGAUGAUUAAUAAACUUUUCAACAGGAUAACUGUGCUCCACAAACUUCGAAAUAACCCAACUGAAGAUACCGACCACUUCAUUCUAGAUGUCCUAAUCCUCUCAGAAGCACAGCGUCGUCCAGCGGCGCGCUGCAUCGAAGAUAUCGUUGUAUACGACUACCGAACAGCCAAAAAGUCGCCCUUACCACCUUUCAUGAUCCAGAAGUUCCAAGAGACGUUCAGGCUGCAAGAGGAGGCCAAAGAAAAGAAUAGCAAUAGAGUUAGAGUGCUGUUAGACAGGGUUAGAGAGCUAGAGAAGAGUAGCUGGGAUAGACCGGGUGCUAAGGAAGACUUUGGUAGUGCGAAUCAGUAG
Molecule: messenger RNA, 780 nt
Organism: Alternaria atra
Lineage: Eukaryota; Fungi; Ascomycota; Dothideomycetes; Pleosporales; Pleosporaceae
Exons: 4
Coding region: 1-780 (259 amino acids)
Source: RefSeq, a predicted model, not a curated record